AUGUGUCAUAGCGUCACCUGGUAUCAUACCCUCUGUGGGCACGUCGACAAUGCAAUGUCAACACUAAUCUAUUGCGACGAUGCCAUCUACACAGGUACAGACUGUCUACCAUAUGCAAAUAAUAUCGACAUCCCCGUCAUUGGACUAUGCGAAGAAUGCAUCAUUGAGAAGAAUCGUGAACGCACUGCCAGACCUGGGCUGGAACUGCAAUCAAAAGAGGAGCAUGCACCUCUAGUCGAGACACAGGCCAACGAAGCUACUACGACGGAUACAAACAUUCAGAGCCAGGAAACCAGCAUUAGAUAUGAUACUUGGAACAAUGAAUAUGAACCCAAUACAGAUGAGCCUUACGGUUUACGUAUCACUUAUACUAACGAGAUGGUCUGGCAAUGGUUGAACAACCCCGUAUCGCCAGUUCCCCUAUCUCCAGGCUCAAUGUCCUCCUAUGAUGACUCACCUCAGCCUAUGCUCAGGAACCGACACUCUUACAUUCCGGUUCCUAUGAGGAUGAUCAGACCUAAGACCCAGCCCAGUACUCAGCGCUCGGAUAUUCCAAUUCCAAUUCGUAUGCUUCAGAAGACAACAUGGGAAAGCACCCGGCCAUUGGGUGCAAUCGGGAUGCGGCUGUUUGAUCGGAUUACGCUCUGA
This is a messenger RNA of Penicillium atrosanguineum, 648 nucleotides long. RefSeq lists its product as uncharacterized. The record is from RefSeq and is a predicted model, not a curated record. Lineage: Eukaryota; Fungi; Ascomycota; Eurotiomycetes; Eurotiales; Aspergillaceae. The transcript has a single exon. Bases 1 to 648 code for a protein of 215 amino acids.